AUGAGCGUGGCGAUGGUGACCAUGGACUCGUAUGGCCUUCGUCUGGGUGUCGGGCAUCACCCUGGACGCUGCGCGGCGUCCUCGCAGGAGCACCGCGACAUCCCCCAGGCUGGACCCUCGACCGAGUCCUCGCUUCGCUUCAGCGUGGUCAACAUCCUCAGGCCGGACUUCGGCAGGGAGGCCAUCCUCGGCAGGACCUCCGGGAAGCGGGGAUUCUAUCCCGGGAUCCCCUCCUCUAGAACCCAGACCCUGACCUUCCCCAGGGACCUCGGCUUGCCGGCCUCCAGACUCUCGCCCCGACUCGCUUCUGCCGGGUCCCCUGGACAGAGGGAGAGAGACAGGGACACCUUCUCCACCCACUCGGGACUCGCGUCGCCACUUCGGAGACAUGGACUCAGCAGGAGCGGGAGCUUGGAGAGUCUUGCCAGUAAUCGCAGCUCCGUCACUGGCAGCUCCGGCACCGGGGCUCCCUCCACCGUUGGGGCGGAAUCCAUCAGCGGGGACAGCACUUCAGGAUGUGUCGGACAGAACACCCCUGCCGGACAGAGCCUCUGGCCGGCGUGGGUUUAUUGCACCAGAUACUCCGACAGACCCUCUUCCGGACCUCGAACCAGGAGAGUGAAGCGGUCGCAGCCAGCGGGGGAAAAGAGCAGCUCCUCCGAGGAGAAGAGGCCCAGGACGGCGUUCAACGCGGAGCAGCUGGCGAGGCUGAAGAGAGAGUUUGCAGAAAAUCGGUACUUGACAGAGAGGAGGCGACAACAACUCUCGCAAGACUUGGGCUUGAACGAGGCGCAGAUCAAGAUCUGGUUCCAAAAUAAAAGGGCGAAGAUAAAAAAGGCCAGUGGCCAGAAGAACCCUUUGGCGUUGCAGCUGAUGGCGCAGGGUCUGUACAACCACUCGACGGUGCCCGUGGACGAGGACGGCGAGGAGAUCGUACCCGGCAAGGCCUAGGAAGACUCAUCGGGGUAGUAACGAAACAACCGAUCUCUGCAAAGCCGAAGGUUCUCCAAAUCUGGAACUCUGCUAAACCUAACAAGGUUCUCCAAACCUGGAGCAAAAUUCUACGAAGUCUAAGAAAAUUCUCCAAAAUGACUGCGAAGCCAUGGAACCCUGCA
This is a messenger RNA of Orussus abietinus, 1115 nucleotides long. Its product is annotated as homeobox protein engrailed-1a-like. Bases 1 to 951 code for a protein of 316 amino acids. Gene Ontology annotation, molecular function: DNA-binding transcription factor activity, RNA polymerase II-specific; RNA polymerase II cis-regulatory region sequence-specific DNA binding. The record is from RefSeq and is a predicted model, not a curated record. Gene Ontology annotation, cellular component: nucleus. The transcript is spliced from 2 exons. Gene Ontology annotation, biological process: neuron differentiation; regulation of transcription by RNA polymerase II; multicellular organism development. NCBI's taxonomy places the organism in Eukaryota, Metazoa, Arthropoda, Insecta, Hymenoptera, Orussidae.